CGCAGUCACGAUGUAGCAAGAAAAACACGCGUCCAUAAUUUCGCACUCGCAAUGUUAAGAAAUGGUUGACUUUAAGCAUUUGUUAAACCCUCCAAUCAUCGGGCGAAAGUCGGUUUUAGUUCAGAGAAAAUGCCGGCGGAAAAACGAUAAACUUUGUAGAACCAAAUUAUUAAACCACGAACGAAACUGCGACGAUGAAAUCAUUCCCAGGGUGAAAAAAAGAUGCCUCAUUUUCAUCAUUAUCUUAGUGAUCAUAUGUGCCUGCAUUGGAUUUGCCUACCACUACGGUUUUCUUGGCAAAAAUGAGGAAAAGGAAGAAUUAAAACCAGCGAAUCCUGUGAAAGCUCUGCCACCAUCUGGGUCUGUCUUGCGACGGUUUAGAAAAGCUGCGGUGUGUGCCGAUGGUGCCGCAUGUGCCGAAAUUGGCAGGACUAUCCUCAAAAAAGAUGGAAGUGCCGUUGACGCCGCUAUUGCUACUAUGUUCUGCAAUGGAAUCUUCACUAUGCAAAGUAUGGGACUUGGAGGCGGUUUCCUCAUGACAAUCUACAUCAAAGAAAACAAUACCGCGUAUACUCUAAAUGCUAGAGAAACGGCACCUCUAAAAGCAAAAGCUGAACUAUAUAAGGAAGACCCACUGAUAUCUCAAAAUGGUGCUUUAGCGAUAGCCGUUCCAGGCGAACUUAGGGGCUACCAAGCGGCUCAUCAACGUUUUGGUAAAUUAGAAUGGGCAGAACUGAUUGAACCUUCAAUACAACUAUGUGAAAAAGGUUAUGAAAUGUCGAAACAUCAAUAUGAAUCUUUGCAGAAAGCAAAACUCACGAAUGAUAGCAAUUUAAGAGAAUGGUUUUAUGAUUCUGAUGAUAAUUUCAAAAAGAUAGGUUCGACGAUCGUCCCAAAGAAACUAUGUGAAACACUCCGACUAAUUGCCACAAAUGGAGGCGAUGAUCUCUACAAUGGUACCUUAAGCGAAAUGCUUCUAGAAGACUUAAAGAAAAUCGACAGUAUUAUCACAAAAGAAGAUUUAGAGAAAUAUGAAGCACAAUGGAUGGACCCUAUAGUGGUCGAGUUACGUAACCACGAAAAAUUGUACUCGGUUCCUCCUCCCGGGUCUGGAGCCCUUUUAGCAUUCAUUAUGAAUAUUCUGGACGGAUUUAAAUUCAAACCAAGUGAUAUCGACGGAGUUCAAAACACUGUUGAAACGUACCAUAAAAUAAUCGAAGCUUUUAAGUACGCUUAUGCUAGGAGAACUGAAUUAGGCGAUACGUCUUUUGUAAAUAUUACUAAUUUAUUACACAAUUUAACGUCACCCGAAUAUGCGGAAAUGAUCCGCAAAGAAAUCAAAGAUAAUCAUACCAGCAAUAACCCGAAGGAUUAUGGUGCCAUAUUCUAUGGUAAAAGUGAUCAUGGUACAGCGCAUAUAUCAGUAUUAGCAGAAAAUGGUGACGCGGUCUCAGUCACCAGCUCUAUAAACCUCUUUUUUGGAGCUGGUUUGACUUCUGAAAGCACUGGAAUCAUCUUAAACAGUGUAAUGGACGAUUUUUCGUUCCCUUAUUUUCGAAAUUACUUCAACCUACCCGGGUCUCCCAAUAACCAACUGAAGCCCGGGAAAAGACCGUUGUCUUCUAUGAGCCCUAGUAUUCUAGUAGAUGAGAAUGGUGACGUAAAACUAGUCAUAGGAGCUUCCGGUGGCACCAAGAUCACUACCGCAGUUGCUUUGGUCAUAAUGCGCACACUGUGGUUCCACCAAAACAUCAAAGAAGCAGUAGACGCGCCUCGAAUCCACCACCAGCUCUACCCCAUGGAAGUCCAGUACGAAUACGGCGUUUUACAGCAAGUCAUCGACGGCUUGGAAGCCAUGGGUCACAAGACGAGUCGUUACAAAGACGCCGGAUCCAUAAUUUGCGCCUUGUUGAAAAAAUCCGAUGCCAUUUACGCCAACGCCGACUUCAGGAAAGGCGGAGACGUCUACGGAAUCUAAAAAAAACAUUGUUUUGCUUUGCACCUUGUAAGAUAUUACUUCCUCCGUUUUCGCCGUUAAUAAAUUUUAAUUUAGUGA
This is a messenger RNA of Zophobas morio, 2056 nucleotides long. RefSeq names its product scoloptoxin SSD14-like. NCBI's taxonomy places the organism in Eukaryota, Metazoa, Arthropoda, Insecta, Coleoptera, Tenebrionidae. Gene Ontology annotation, biological process: glutathione catabolic process. Gene Ontology annotation, molecular function: glutathione gamma-glutamate hydrolase. The transcript is spliced from 10 exons. Gene Ontology annotation, cellular component: plasma membrane. The coding region runs from base 62 to 1978 and encodes 638 amino acids. The record is from RefSeq and is a predicted model, not a curated record.